This is a messenger RNA of Spizellomyces punctatus DAOM BR117, 989 nucleotides long. RefSeq lists its product as uncharacterized. The transcript is spliced from 4 exons. The record is from RefSeq and is a predicted model, not a curated record. Lineage: Eukaryota; Fungi; Chytridiomycota; Chytridiomycetes; Spizellomycetales; Spizellomycetaceae. The coding region runs from base 18 to 707 and encodes 229 amino acids.
CUUUUAAGCACUCUACCAUGUCGGCAGGAUUUCGCAAUGGCGCCCGGCUGGAGGAUCGUUAUUUUACACCCGCUGAGGUGGAAAUGCAUAAUGCCCCCGAAGACUGUUGGGUAUCUUGGCUCGGAUAUGUCUACGAUCUCACUCCCCUUGUGGAAGAGCACAAAGGCGAACCUUUGCUGGCACCGAUUUUGAAGAAUGCGGGGAAGGAUAUUUCACAUUGGUUUGAUAGGAAAACUGGUGAUCUCAAAUCACAAAUCAAUCCCCUCACUGAAUGUCUCACCCCCUACACACCAGAAGGACCAUUUCUACAUGUUCCACCGCCGGUACCCUUCUCAGACUGGUCAUCGACGAUGGAUACUGGGAGCGCGGUUCCGUGGUGGCAGAACAAACAUAAGUAUUGCAUUGGAAGAUUAAGUCAAAAAACGAGGAAGAUCAGGAUCAUCAAUACUUUAACUCGAGAUGAACAUGUUCUAGAGGUUGCAUCUGAAGAGAAGUUGUCGGCUAUACAAGAGCGUUAUCUAGCCUACAAUUCUCACGCCAAAGGCUAUAUGUGGAAACGCUUGGGCCAGCUUCUGGAUAUGUCGCGAACGCUGGAAGAAAACAGCAUCACGGACGAAAGUCCGUACUUUGAACAAGUUGGAAUAGACGAGGAAGACUGGUUGCCAGCUGUUCAUUUGUAUUUUAGUGAUGACCUCACUGUGGCAUAAUGGUACCGACACGGUCACAGGACGCACCGGCUUAUGUAGGCUCUAUUUAUCUCGCCUGUGAGCCAUAUCUACGAUUUCGGGUGCCAACUGAACCAUGCAGAGAUCCAGAAGCACGUAGAAGAGGUGUUUGUUGAUGUACGUGUAUUGCAACAUAUCUACUAGAUCCGAUAGGCUGUCCUGCACUUCGUCUUCUCCAAAAGAUGUAUAUAUGAUGGCUAAUAUAUGUUAGCAACGUAUCAUCGAUGAAGCCGGUGGUCAGCACUUACGUGGCACGCUUUUUCU